This is a messenger RNA of Grus americana (Whooping crane), 9306 nucleotides long. RefSeq names its product mitogen-activated protein kinase 10 (gene MAPK10). The transcript is spliced from 15 exons. Gene Ontology annotation, molecular function: ATP binding; JUN kinase activity. Gene Ontology annotation, biological process: protein phosphorylation; JNK cascade. Lineage: Eukaryota; Metazoa; Chordata; Aves; Gruiformes; Gruidae. The record is from RefSeq and is a predicted model, not a curated record. Bases 767 to 2047 code for a protein of 426 amino acids. Gene Ontology annotation, cellular component: nucleus; cytoplasm.
AAUGGUACAGCCAGCAUCACGCUGCACAAUGGUUUCCAGGCAGUGAAAGAGCGUGAUUCAGCAAGCCACUCUUUUUUUCCUCUCUUUAUUUCAUUAUUAUCAGACAUUUUGCCUCCCCUUUUUCUAUUCUGCUCUACCUUCUCCCCCAGGCUUUUAUUUAGUUCUUUAAAGGAAAACAGUGGUUUACCCUGAAUCCAACUGCCCAUCUUCUUAUUUUUUAUUAUUGUAAACAGCCCAUCUUUUCCUCGGCACUGGUUGGAAUGUGAUUUAAAAAUACCACCUAAAGUCGCAGUUUUGGGGAAAGGUUUCUGGACGAGGAGAAUAGCUCGCAAGCACGGAAUGGGCUAGUACUAGAAACCUGUACGAGCAGCAGGCCAGACUCAAAUAUCAGCUAUGGCAACCCAUGCAUGAAGUCGAUGCCUUUGAACCACGUCCUAUAGAUGAGACAUAGCACAUGCUGUGCUGUCUUCCACUGGGACAGAGGUGAAACUUCGCCAGGCCGCAGCUGUUGAGCAGUGGUCCCCUGAUUUGCAGCUCUCCCCAGGAAGACCUCAGAACAAUUACAAGUGUAUCACCUGGACAAAAUGUAAACCUCCGCUGUCAGACUAUCCUAUCCCUGGUAUUUAUGAGCCGCCAUUUCUUGUAUUAUUGUGGUGAACCUACUCUGGAUGUGAAGGUUGCCUUUUGUCAGGUGUGUGUUCCUUACAGGUAAAACAAGGGAUUUGGGAAACAAGUGGAUGUGUCAUAUAUUGCCAAACAUUACAACAUGAGCAAAAGCAAAGUUGACAACCAGUUCUACAGCGUGGAAGUAGGCGACUCGACCUUCACAGUUCUCAAACGCUACCAGAACUUGAAACCUAUUGGCUCUGGGGCUCAGGGAAUAGUUUGUGCUGCAUAUGAUGCCAUCCUUGACAGAAACGUGGCCAUUAAGAAGCUCAGCAGACCAUUUCAGAACCAAACUCAUGCCAAGAGAGCUUACAGGGAGCUGGUCCUCAUGAAGUGUGUGAAUCAUAAAAAUAUUAUCAGUUUAUUAAAUGUCUUCACACCACAGAAAUCUCUGGAGGAGUUCCAGGAUGUUUACCUGGUAAUGGAGUUAAUGGAUGCCAAUCUGUGCCAGGUCAUUCAGAUGGAGCUAGACCAUGAGCGAAUGUCUUAUCUACUGUACCAAAUGCUCUGUGGUAUCAAGCAUCUUCACUCUGCAGGAAUUAUUCACAGGGACUUGAAACCAAGUAAUAUUGUGGUAAAAUCUGACUGCACAUUGAAGAUUUUGGAUUUUGGACUGGCCAGGACAGCAGGCACUAGCUUCAUGAUGACUCCAUAUGUGGUGACACGUUACUACAGAGCACCAGAGGUCAUCUUGGGAAUGGGCUACAAGGAGAACGUGGAUAUAUGGUCUGUGGGAUGCAUUAUGGGAGAAAUGGUUCGCCACAAAAUCCUCUUUCCAGGAAGGGACUAUAUUGAUCAGUGGAAUAAAGUUAUUGAGCAGCUGGGAACACCCUGUCCAGAAUUCAUGAAGAAGCUGCAGCCGACGGUACGGAACUACGUUGAGAACAGACCCAAGUAUGCUGGCCUCACUUUCCCCAAACUUUUUCCAGACUCUCUCUUCCCAGCUGACUCGGAACACAACAAACUGAAAGCCAGCCAAGCCAGGGACCUUUUAUCAAAGAUGCUAGUCAUUGAUCCAGCCAAGCGAAUAUCAGUAGAUGAAGCCUUACAGCAUCCAUACAUUAAUGUCUGGUAUGACCCAGCAGAAGUGGAGGCGCCCCCUCCUCAGAUAUAUGAUAAACAGCUGGAUGAAAGGGAACAUACAAUCGAGGAAUGGAAAGAACUCAUCUACAAAGAAGUAAUGAAUUCUGAAGAAAAGACUAAAAAUGGUGUAGUAAAAGGACAGCCUUCUCCUUCAGGUGCAGCAGUGAACAGCAGUGAAAGCCUCCCUCCAUCCUCAUCUGUCAAUGACAUCUCAUCCAUGUCCACGGAUCAAACACUGGCGUCUGACACAGACAGCAGCCUGGAAGCUUCUGCGGGACCCCUCGGUUGUUGCAGGUGACUAGCCGCCUGCCUGCGAAACCCAGCGUUCUUCAGAGGAUGAUGUAAUUUAGGAGUAAAAAUUAACAGGAGUUAAGAGAUGAAAAGGAAGAGAAAUAAAAUACAAAGAUUUAAACAAAACAAACAAACAAAAAUCUUUUCAGCCUGCUUCUCCUACAGAGUUAUGUAAUGCAGCUAAGCUCAAGUGUAUAUUUAACUUAUAGUUGCUCUGCUUUGGUCUUCUUCCAAUGAUGCUUACUGGGGAAAAAAACAAAAGGAACUCAAAAAUCCUUUUUUUUUACCCCCUCCCCAUAAGAUGUAAAAUUAAUGGCUGCAAAACCAGCAACCUGCAACUGUCUUUUUCACACUGGCAUGACAAGGUGUGCAGUAGCCACUCGCAAACAUACAGGUGUGUAUCUUCAUUCACUCUCUGUUCUGUUGUCUUCUGCCCAGUGAGGCAAAUAGGUAUAUACAUGCAUUUUUCUUCAUAUACGAAUAGCACAUACACACGCGUGCCAAUAGAAUUCUGGCUGUGUACCUAUAGGAACACACACAUCUGCAUAUGUACUUAGUGUGCGCUCCACAACUAAAUGGCCCAUUUCAGGUGAACUGCAAAACUACAUAUGUGAUAUUACCAGUAUAUAUUCUAUUUGUUUGCUUAUUGAUGAGGUUGCAUAUCUUGUAUGAGGAUUUGUGGAAGUGUAAAUAACCACAUUGACUGUGGCUCCCUCAGAGACUUGAAGAUGUAGCACCAAAAUUUCUGCUGAGAUUUGUAUAUAUAUUUUGAAGUAAUAACCAGUUUGUAUUGAAAGAAGAUGCCACAGAGCUUCAUAGAAAAAUGUUUGUGAAUGUUAAGACUUGUUCUCAUUUUUAGAGAAACUAUGCCAAGCUAAGACCAGGUUAGAAGGAAGCACAUAUAUCUUUGCAAGUUACAGGGAACAAGAAUGAAGGGGUUUUAUGCAUGUCUAAACCCAGAAAGAUUUAUCUCAGUAAGCAACUUUUCCUGACUUCUCAUUUUAGUUCAUAGAUAGGCUCGCUAUUAUGAAUUACAGGUAUGCUUGUAUGUUAGGGAGUAUGACAGGUUUGGGGAAUGGGCAGAUUAUGGUCAAAAGGACAUGCAGCAACUUGUUUUUAUUUUACAUCUAGAUCUUUACUAGGUUAAACAGAGAAAGGAUAUUUGCAGCCCACUCCCUCUCAGUGUAUGUUUGUGGCUUAGAGGUUGUUUUCCCUUAAAAUCAUUCCCUUGCAGGGAUCUCCGCUACUAAGAGAACAGGCCUUCUUGAGGUGCUUUUGGCUGUUCAUUUGCUCGUGACAAAUCAUCUGACUCCCCAGGAAGUUUUAUCAGCUAUGUUACAUGGAAAAGAACCACAGAGUGCGUGGGUCUAGUAUUCCUGUAUUCUAAGUAAUAGCAGAGGAUACCAAUCAGAUAGUGCGCUGGGCUGAAAAGGUCGCAAUCAGGGGUCUUAGGCAGUUUUGACAAGUUCUGAAGAACCCAAUAGUGACUGAAUAUCAAAUUGAUUUUACCAGGUAAUAAUACAUAGGAUUCCCAGUGGUAAGUAACAGCAACUGUUUUUACCAGAGAAUGGCAAAGCUCUACAUGGAAUUUCAGAACAACUGAAUAUUUUUCCAGCCAAAACAGCAACUAGCAUUUUUCCACUGCGAAGUCAUCAUUACCUGAGGUGGAAAUGAACUAAAAUCUGAGUCAUCUCUCCUCUUACCAAAGCGUGCCAUGUGAACUGAAAUGAGCUAAAUCAUACUCUAAUGCUUUUCCAAAUGUCAGAGAGAAACCAUUUAGAAUAUAUUACUGGAUAUUUUACAUUCACUAAUUCUUAUGUAUUCAAAAUUCUACCAAAAUAGGACUGUUCUAUUAGGUGGCUUACAAGCCUGCCAUUCUGUGGUAGGAAAAAAAUUGAGUAUCAAGUCAGAUCUUGUUCAAAAGGAAGAAAGCAAAGAAAAAAACUUCUCUCCAGGGUGGGGAGGAGGGGAGAUAAAAAUUAAGUGGAUAUAAAAUAAUUUCAGACUUGGUAGGUCUGAGCUGUCACAAAAUUGCUAUAGGAAUUUUUCCCCCCCCAGGUAUAUUUUUGGUAGAUUUUUAUGGAAAUUUUUUUGAGAAUAAAAUUAGGUCGAUAAUUUUCUAAAAACUCAGAGUAGUAAUUGUAAAAGCAAUAAUUUACGACUGCUAAAAAUAUUUAGCAAUAUUCUCUCUUAAGCCAUGAAACAACAAGUCAUUUUUGAGUGAUGUAACUCUCACUUUAAAGCCAAUGAUCAUAAAAGUAUUGAAAGGUAAACAGCAAUGCUCUGUAGGUACAAAGGCAAUAACACCAAGGGUGACUUCUUAGCAAUAAUGAAAUGUAUCACCUCCAGAUUUAAUUCACCGUAGAUAUAUAUAGAUAAUAUUCAGGUAACUAGUAUCUGCUUUACAUUCCUUAGUGUGCACCAUUUGGGUGUGUUAUUUAAACAAAAGUGUCUCAAAGAGGCAAAGCUGUAUGCAAGAGAAACUGAAAAAACACCACAAAUGUAGACUGUAGAAACUAGGAAUAAUCACAGUUCAAUGCCAGUGAUACUAUGGAGAUGUAGCGUAGGCAAUAGCAGAUAAACCAUUUAUCAUAGACAGAUGCUAACGGAUCUCCCAUGUUCAUCUAUCGAAGCCAAAAAACAUGCUCUUAGUCCCAUGGCAUAAUUCAGUCUUGUUUGGGUUCGUGAGUGCUGGGUGGAGAACCAGUCACCUUAGAAGAUGGCCUAGUGAUUGGCUCUAAAUGAACCCACAACAUAGAAGUUAUAUAGCUUUAUUCCCAAAAGCCCUGAUUCCACUAAGCACCAGUGCUUGUACAGACAUUUAAUGGAGACUAUAGGGAUGCAUACAUAAUUUUAACUAGCAUGUGCUUUUGUCCUUUGCUCAGCAGCGAUUGGCAUCAGCAUGUGCUUAAGUGCCUUGCUGAAAUGAGGCCUAAAAGAAUUAUCGCAUCCCUUUUUGUCCUGAAAUUAGUUAGUCUCCUUUAUGAAAAGCUCUAUCUGAGUGAGGAGACUUGCGGCUGUCCACAUUGGACUCUAGAAAAAAGCCAUCAAUGAAGAAAAGCAAUAGUUCUUUACAGUUCUGGUCCUUGUAUGUCCAAGUGGAAGUAGCAACCAUCGAACAAGAAUAGUAUCCUUUGUUUUGCUUUGUGUCAGGAAGUUGGUGCUGUCAGCUGAUAGAAGAAUGCAUGGACUCUUGAAUAAAAGAUUGCAGUGAUGACAUUCUAUAUCUGUCUUAAGGUAAAGAAAAUUUUUCUUUCAGAUUCUAGAAGUUUUGAUACCCUUCUCUUCAAGUCUGUUCCCCUUUAUUCCAAUAUUCUAUUCAGUUCAAUAAUGAUAGAUGCUUUUCUUAUUUUUCUUGCCAGUGAUCUUUUAAAUCUACCUCUGUUUAAAAAGUGACUAAAUAGUACUUGAGUAACAAUUUGCACCUCAUUCUUUGAGGUUUGCAAUUGUAAGCAUAAUUGCCACCACUGCAGAGGUGUUCCAAGGUAUUUAGGCACUAAAGGGGCAAUCAGAGAGCCUAUGCCAGAAGUGGCAUAUCUUCCAUCAGCAUGAAUGGCAGCUGGACACCUUGGUUAUUUUUUAAAAUAUGCCUAAGAGCCUAUUGGUAUCUUAAGUGCCUGGAUACCCAAAGAAAUUCUGUACCAAGUGGCUUAUUUAAGUCAUGUAGAUAGCCAUCAUCAGGGUGAGGAAAAAGGCAGAAGCAUCUUAACUAUCAGUGGCUGUUCAGAGCACUAGCUGCAAAAAAUAGCAUUGAGAAGAUAGAGAGGUAGAGGGGAAAGUUGCCACAAAACAUUCCUGCUUUAUUUUCAGGUGGAGUACUUCUGGAUAGUAUGAGAAACCAAAAAAGAAAAAAAGGAAAUUAGAAUAGCUCUUAAGAGACCCUUCCUCCAUUUUCCUUCUCACUGAUGAGUUUAAAUGAGGAUGAGGUAUUAAUUUACGUCAAGUUGAUGUAAGGUUAUGCAUGUUUUCAAUCCAAAAUUUUCUGUAAUUUUUGAAAUCAGUCUUCAGAUACUGUCUUGGUGGCAGGAGUAGAAUCUUGUGAGUCUUGAUUAUAUUCCAUUAAAAUACAAUAGAUCUUUAGAGAGGUCAGAUAUUUGAGUUGGUCACAUACUGAUUUAUGCGAAUCACAUUGUUGUUGAUAAUCCUUCCAUACUAUCUAGAAUUCCAUGGCACAGAUAGAUUCAGGAAGCUUAGCAAGCUUGCAUUAUAUAAAGUGGAACUUAAAUUGGAGUACAAGUAUGGUAAUCUGUCAAGAAAACAAACAAACAAACAAACAAACAAACAAACCAACCCACUAUAGAAAGUCUGAUCAGGUAUUUCCCUAAUGCACUGGCGGUUUUCUUCUGGAAGUCACCAGUUCCUGCUCGAUAUUGGCCUCUAGAGAUUACACAAGACAGAUGAUCAUGUCACUGUAUCACUCUUCUAAACUUAUAACCAAGAAUAGAUUCAUAUAUAUGGCUUUAUCUUCGUGUAUAUUGCUUUACCUUCAAGAUUUGGGCUAACAAUACUGAAGAAAUUAGACUUGUUGCAGUGCCUUUAGGAAGUUUUCCAAAGUAGUACUACUUAAGUGGUUUGGAUCAUAUUCUAAUGUUUGUCAGUGAGCACUAGUGAUUUCUUUUCCACCAACAUAUUUUCUCAUGAAAAAUAUGCUAGUAGUCAAUUUUAGAACUGCCUGAGAGAGUCAGUUUCAGCAAAUCUCCUGAAUUUUUUGUUUAAAAAAAAGGAAAAAUGUGUUUUGAAUAUCCCGAAGUCAUUGUACAAUGUAAUUGAAAUAUUUUAAUUCAAAAAUAACUUCUAAUAGCCAAUGUUAGCUUACUUAUAUUACAAGCUUUGCAGUAUUUCAAAGGAUCAAAAUUUAUUUUAGUUUCAGAUCAAUUUCUUUCUUCAUGCUUAUUGAGAUUUUAAAAUUUUGUGUGAAUUCAAACAUGAAAAAACAAAGCAAAAAAAAAAAAAAAGUAUUUUGCAACAAACUGUGUGCUUUCAAGGAGAGCAAUAUGAAAGAAAACCUGCAGGGAACAAUUAGACUUUUAAUAACCUGGCAAAAAAGUCUGAGUUAGUGGUUCACUUUAGUUUUUCUUUGCUUCCAUAUGUGUGUGUAGGAAAGAGAGGGAGUGCAUAUGGAUGUGAUUUUUAGAGCCUGUGUUCUAUUCAUAUUUGAUCCAAGUUUUCAGUGUGGAUAAAGAGCGUAACUGUAACAGAAUCGUGCAUCUUCAAGAAUCUGAUGGCUGUGCUUAUUUGAACUUCCACUACUUUACAAAGGACACAGUUAACUAAUUGCAAGCUCAAGGUGAUCUUUUCACACACACACACAAAAGGAAUAUCAUUGUGCAGUAGGUUUGAAUAUUCCACAAAUAUGUAAUGUCUUAGUUAGUAAGAUGCUUGUGGGAGGCGGGGGAAUGGUGAAUGUGUCAUAUUCAUGGAUGAGCUGAAAACCAGACCUGUCCAGUGGAAUUUAGUGGAAUCUUCUUAGUGUAUUAGGAACUUGCCAAUGUGGCCUGGUUUGGUUUUUUUUUAAAAUUUUGCUUUUCUUUUUGUUUUUUUUUAAAUUAACUGUUGAUCGCAAGAGGUGAACUUUUUAACAAUUUCUGUUCAGGCUUAUUGACCCAUGGCAAGUUUGAGUUUUAAAGAGCGUUUGAUUCGACAAAAGAAUGUUGAAAAACUUCAACUGAGGCUAACGGUGCCUUUUUACCUGAGAGUGAAAAGCUGAAAAGCACAUAUUGAAGGAAGACACAGUUAAUUUGGGAAAUAAAUUUAUCCCUACCAUGCUUAUAAUUUCAGACAGGAAAGCCUGUCUCUUUUGCUAAUUUUCACUGAACAGGGCCAUUCUCGUCUUCUGGAAAGUAAGAUAUUUAUAAUGUAAAUAGUUGUAUUGAUUUUUUUCCCUUCCUCUGUAACUAAUAUGUAAUAAUCCAACACUGUUUCUUUUAAGUCUUUUACAAUAAGGCCACUGUAUGUUUAAAUAUGGUUGACCUCUGAUCUUUUCCUAAGUCAGUCACAUGCUGAAAAGGAGGGUGCUGGAGGUUUCAAUGUACAUAUAGAAUCAUGUAUAUUUAGUAAAUUGAGUAAGUGGGACUUACGGCCAGUAUACAUUAAGCCACAACAGUAACAAAGCUCCAGAACUUAACUAGCAAAAACAACUGUUCACCUUGCCAUGUCCAUCCUGUAACAAGAUCUAAGUUGCACCUGCCUGUAGUUCUGCAUGAUCAGACUUCAAAGUAUAACUAACAAGAUCUGUAAUGUAUCAGUGUUGAUAAACAUAGAUGUAAAAAAAAAAAAAAAAAAGAAAAAAAAGAAAAAGAAAAAACUUGACCAACAAAAGAAAAUCAACAACAGCAACAGUUCAGUAUCAAGACUGGAAGAUGAGACAUGUCUGAUUUUGUUGCACAGUUAUAGCUGAAAAGAACAACUGGUGUCAGUCAGCAUAAAUGGACUGCAGUAGUGACAUUUGUUAAGGAACCAACCUUAUUUCCGUAUGGUUUUGUUCUUACCCUGUUUUCCUUUGACCAUCUGUUGUUCCCUGUGUGUAGUACAGGGGAGAACAGGGCCUCAGUCAUCAGUGUUUUAUGGGUCAAUGUCGCAUCAAUGAUUUCUGAUUUCUGUUCAUUUAGCAAUUACUGAACUAGGAUGGGAAUCUUGUGUUCUCCCAUGUGUCAAAAGGAAUCCUGUCAGAGCUUCCUCAUGAGGAUACUCUUCUCACUGCUGUCUUGACUCCUGUCGGUUGAAUGACUUUGCAGUGUUCCCAAUAAACAGCACAACACAGGAAACCAUAUUGAUUGAGGGCUUCAUUACACAUGUUGUGCAUCUGUACUUUCAUAAGGGGCUCAAAGUCGUGCAAGGACAGGACUCAAUUGAAAUAUGGUAUGUACUCUAUGCAUGACGCCUAUAUUACACCUUUAUGACCUUAUAGUGGUAAAACUGCUGAUCUUUACAGAUGUGGAUUUGGACCAUCUGUUUUUGGAGGAAAGUUGUAGUGAACCUCAGUCCUUAUCCCACAAACCACUCGCUCCUAUCCAGAGCAGCUAAGUGGAAGUUAAAGGGGUGCAGGGACCUUGGGGGGGCCAUGCACAAGAGGUGAAUUUCAUGCUGUUUGAAUGUGAUCUUGCCAAAAAGCCUGUAUGUCUAGCAGGGGAGACUGUGACUGUUCUAUGAGGAGUGUUUGUGUUGUUUACUUUAAAACAAGCUUUGCUAAUUAAAAUAGUGUAUUCCGGAGUCCUAUUUGAAUGGUGUGAAGGGUAUCAAUGAAGAAGAUACAAAGUAUGCUCAUAC